CUUCGGUUUGGGAGGAGAGGAGCAGUACGUAUACAAUUGGCAGUGAGGUUGUGUAAUCCAAAAGAACAGAGGCUAUUGUAAACCAGUGUGUCAGGCUCAAGAGGAGGCCCCUCCCCAGUCCAAGUGAACACCGACAUCUACACGCCUCAACAUCUGCACACUCUGACAUCUAUUGGGACCCCAACAUCUGAGCACCUCAACAUCUGCGCACCCUGACAUCUACUGAGGCCGGGAUCUCUUGCUCCUCCACAUCUGUAUACCAUAACAUCCACUGGGGCCCGACCUCUGUGGGCCUCCACAUCUGUGCACCCUGACAUCUACUGGGGCCCCAACAUCUAUGCACCUUGACAUCUACUGGGGCCCUGACCUCUGCUCCUCAACAUCUGCACAUGGUAACAUCUACUGGGGCCCCAAUUUCUGCACUCAACAUCUGAGCACCCUGUCAUCUACUGGGUCCCUAACAUUGUGCACCCCGAUAUCUCCAUGCUCUAGGCAGAGCACAGUCUGGUGCAGGUGCAACUGUCUCUAGCACUGAGCAAUUGGUAAUCAGUACCCCCACCCUGGUCUCAGUUGCUCAGAGAUUAAAAAAAAAAAAAAAAAAAGCCUGCAAAAGACCACUGCUAACCCACUUGCUAGAGAAACCAGGGAAAUAGGACACCUUGUAAAGGGUGGUAAAGUGUGGAGGACCCCUAGGAGUCCUGAUAAAAGAUGGCCAUGAACAACCAAUCUAAGUUACCACUUUACACAGCCCAAAGCAGCCCUGCAAUGGGUAUGUUUAAUACCUCCAUGGGGAAACUGCAGCAACAACUGUAUAAGGGGGAGUAUACUAUAUUCAAGCAUGCCCCAGUGUUUGAGAGUGACUUUAUACAGGUCAGUAAAAAAGGAGAAGUGAUUGACGUGCACAACCGUGCCCGAAUGGUGACUGUGGGCAUCGUUCACACUAGCCCCCACCUCACACUACCUGACGUCAUGCUGCUGGCCUGACGAGCUGCUAUCUGUGAUGACUAUGACAGAUAUGGCCCUGCUACCCAGGAAAAAGAUCACAAGUCUACACAGAUCUUAGAGCUAACCAGACUGUUUCCCUUGAAGUUUGUAACAAUAUCCAUCCAUAAUGGUAAAAAACAGCAGCUCCGCCUGAAGCUUGCCACUGGCCGCUCUUUUUACCUUCAGCUGUGUCACCCUUCUAAUACAAAAGAUCUUUUUGUUUAUUGGGAAAAUCUUGUUUACAUUUUGAGACCACCAGUAGAGGCUUACAGUGGUUCCCAGGCCAUCCCAGUUGGAGACACACUGGACAUAAGUGGGUUUGAAGAGGAGGACAAGAGCCCAGCGGCAAGUGUCAUUCAUUUCUUUGGAAGGGAUCAAGAUCAAGUUGACAUCAGGAGUCUUCACAUGAACCCUGAAUUGUUUGGGGCCACCUCUUAUGGUUAUGCUAGGGAGGAAUGAAUUCAUCAUGCCCCCCACACAUACUGCUUUCAAGAGUUCACACACUUCUGCAGUCACAAAGCCUGCAGUAUCAGAUAAAAUGGCAGGGAUGGCGACAGGAGCAGCCUUCACAGAUCCAGAAGCACAGCUAGAAUGGCCAUAGUGGGAGCAUUCGACAUGAAUAUUGUUGUUAGCAAGGGCUGCAUGCCCUUCUUCUACUCAGAGGUUAUUUCCAGCACAUCAGUAGGAGUUACUGGCCUCUUCCCAGAGGGCAGCAUAAAUAUGGUGAUUCCAAGAGCAGAAACUAUUGGCAAAUCCAUCUGCUAACAGCUCAGUAUUGGGACCCCCUCAUUACAACCUUGCAGAGUGAAGCCUACAUGAGUGACCAGGACGGAAGCCAGAGGUCUCCACCCAGCAGGACUGACUCUUUAGGAAAGAGUUUCAGAGCCCUGUACUGCACAUGGUGCAGAGGUGGGUAUCUCAUAUAAGACUGUGGAGGAAAGCAAUAUCAUCCACCCUAAUACAAUUCAACUCAAAUUCUCUGCUCUAAUAACAUAUGCUCUAUUAACAGGGAAGGGUAGCAAUAAAAACAA
Molecule: messenger RNA, 2015 nt
Organism: Zalophus californianus (California sea lion)
Lineage: Eukaryota; Metazoa; Chordata; Mammalia; Carnivora; Otariidae
Gene: GARIN6
Product: family with sequence similarity 71 member C
Exons: 2
Cellular component (GO): nucleus
Source: RefSeq, a predicted model, not a curated record